Bactrocera oleae (olive fruit fly) is the source of this 10941-nucleotide messenger RNA. RefSeq names its product enolase-phosphatase E1. NCBI's taxonomy places the organism in Eukaryota, Metazoa, Arthropoda, Insecta, Diptera, Tephritidae. The record is from RefSeq and is a predicted model, not a curated record. Gene Ontology annotation, molecular function: RNA binding; protein binding.
CCUGCCAUAAAUUCUGUUACAAAAAUGAAAUUACAAGUAUGUAGAUUACAUUUAAAAAAAAGUAAUUUUUUUUAAUAAUACAUACUUUAAAUAAGCGAUGUACAUAUGUAUAAAAAUAUUAAUCGAAAUGGCCACCUUUUUGCUUUUACACAAUUCCUAAAACGAUUCGACCAUUAAUCAAUAGCAAGCAGCACACAGAGUUUCUAUUGGUAUUGACGACGCUGUUCCCACCAAAGAUUUCUUGAGACUUUCGAAAUUUUUGUGGGGUAUUCGACACGUCAUGUUCUCCAACUCUGACCACAAACUGUAGUCCAAUGAAUUCAAAACUGGACUUCCAGCCGGCGACUUCAUCUCUACCAGGAAUAUUGCUUUUAAGCUACUGCUAAUAGACUUUUGUGCUACAGCAGAAUCUUGCUAGAAAAUCCAAUGCUCUCCAUCGAAUAGAGUAUUGCUUAACUGCUUUACCACGCUCUUUUUUAACUGAAGUAAGGAAAUGUAACCCCUUUACAGGAGACUCCCCACCAAACCAUUACACCAGGUGGAUGAUUGGUGGGCGUUGAACACUUUGAAAAAAAAUUUUUUUUUUCGAUUUUGUCGUUUGGCUUAUUGAACUUUUUCGGUUGACACUUGUGUGUGAGUCCUUGUAGUGAUUUACGUUUUGACUUGAGUAAGAGUACAUCGAAAAAAUAAUUUCAAGGAAAAUUAUUAUAUAUAUGAAAUAAAACUUACAUGGUCCCUUGAGGAACCAUCGGAUGCUCAUCAAUACCCACGUACGCAAAUUUAUUGCAUAAAAUGUGGUAUAUCUCUUCGUUUAUCGUCACAGCAAAAUUAUUUUCUAGGUUUUCAUACUCACUAAUGUAUCUUUUAUCAGUUACUAAUCGUUUUAAUCCAAUUUCAAUAAAAUAUGGAUUUUUGUGAAAAUAUAUGUAUACUUAAAAUGUAUUUCUGAUGAGCAGCUAGUGGCUUCUCAAAGGACCAACCAAUAAACAACCUGUAAAAUUUAAAAGAAUAAUUUUUAAUAAAAGUCAUAGAACAAAUGUUAUAAUACAAUAUUUUAAAUAAAUCAGUCAAAGUUAUCAGACUUUUAAGGGUUAAGAAAGGAGCGUAAAAUAAGAUAAGUAAGAAGAGUUUCGCUCUUAUAACAAAUUGCCCAUAUAACAUAAGUUUUUAUCGUUUCUUUUAGAGCCACAAUUUACCGAUCCGCAUUUUCACAAGAAUAUUUUGUUCAGCGAUGCAGCUCACUUUUGCUUGAAUGGGUACGUUCAUAAAAAAAAUUAUCACAUUUGUAGGGAUGAUAAUAUCCAAGCUAUUGAGGGAAUCAUUGGUCCAUACUUCUUUAAAAGUGAAGCCGACCAUAAUGUUUCUGUCGAUGAGGACCGCUAUAAAGCCAUAAUUAAUGAUUUCUUUGUGUCAGAAUUGGAGGAUGUUGAUGUGGACGACCUUUGGUUCCAACAAGACGGCCCUACAUACCAUACAGCCAACGAAACAAUCAAUUUAUUGAAGGAAACUUUUGGUGAGCGCUUUAUCUCGCAUCCUGGACCUGUGGCAUAGCCGCCAAGAUCAUGCGAUUUAACACCGCUGAACUAUUUGUCGUGAAGUUAUGUGAAGUCGCUUGUCUACGCAGAUAACAUAAUGACAAAUCCUUAUCUUUAUACUUCUUGAAAGCCAUAUCUCUAAAACACAGUCCUUAAAAUUUUUUUUCUUUAGCUUAAGCUUUUUUUCAUCUUGCUAACAUCAAACUACUUUCUACAAGGCUUGCUCUCUUAUACACUAAAAGAGAUACUGAUAUAUAGUUUCUAUAUCUUAAGAGUUCGUCAUUUUUAUACACAUUUUUACAAAUACAAAUAGUUUUCGCAAAUAUAGAGGCCAUAAUUAUAUAGAGUCUCCUUAAAUAGUAUGCUCAUUACAACAAGUUGAAAAGAACAAAAUGAGCCAAAAUGCCCUCUUAAUUUGAAAUAAUCGAAAAACAUGCAAUAAUAUCAAAGCUUUAAAUUUAUUUCUAUCUUGAAUAAAAUUCGAAACUUGAGACGACUACCUACUUAGCUUUUACGAAAAACAACAAAUGAAAUUUAAUUAAAAUAAAGGGAAAAUGUACCACUUUCACAAAAUAGUAAUAAUAAUUAAAUAAAAAUUAAGAGGAUGCCCUAUUUUAUUGCUUCAUCAAAAAAACGCUGUUUAAAUACUUAAGAAGUUCCUAUCUGCAGGUUUAGCCGUUGAUUGCUGUUGUAAAACUUUUGUAAAAACUAUAUCAAAUAUUAGUAAUGUACAUUACACCUUCUAAUAUGGCAAUCCAGUUACUAUGCCAAUUCGCAGUAAUAUUCUAUAGCAUACAGUAAAAUUGAAAUGUCAAAACAAAAAAAAAAUAUAAGUAAUUUGAAUUUUACUAUCAUUUACGAAUUUAUGCCACACAAGAACGAAAGAUUGCGAAUUUUUAAUCUGCGUGUCCGCUUCUCCACAAUAUUCAACUCCAACUGAAACGAAAUUUGCUUCGCGACAAUUUCCUUCGGUAGAAUUCGUGCAAUUGCAGUGUUCAAGGACAUGCGCAGUAAUUCAUUUCCAACAACUUUCAUUCAUAACGUUUUUGGCGCGUUCUAUAACUUUGCGACUUUUGCACGUUGCGCUCUUCUAGGGUUAGGGCUUCGGCUCUCUCGAAACGUGUUUAGCACGUGCUGUUGCCGCACAAUUCGAUUACAAUAACAAAGUUACACUUGCUUUAGGUUUUAAUUCGAUCAACACCACGUGAUACUGAUGCUGGCGCGAUUUUUCACCCAAAAAUAUCGCCCUGCUAUUUAAACACUCUGCAUACUCACGGGGGAAGAAUAUUGCGCUCAGCAUUGUUUUACUUUUGCCCCAACCACUGUUGCUUUGCGUUGAGUUGUUGUUGCUGUGAGUUUAUAGCUAUAUUGUUUUUUUUUUGUUGUUAUGCUUGGUUAUUUUGUUUUGAUUUUUGCAUUUAUUUAUUUAGUUUUUGAUUUCGUUUUUCGCAUGAGAAUCGUUCUUCGGAGGGUUGUUCGUACGUUCCCCGUAUUAAACUUAUAUAUUUUGAUUUUUGUUGCUCUGUUUAUCUUUUUGUUGUUUCAUACUAUUGUAUUUUAACGGUGUACCCCUAUGUCUAUGCCACGAACUACUUACGUACAAUACAUUUGUAGCUUUGUCUGUGCGUACAUUGUGCUGCUCCUGCUGGUGCUUCUGCCGCAGUUCGUAAGUGGCUGUGUCCUCAUGCCCACAAAUCCAGCUGCCAGUCAGUCAGUGUUGUCUGCUGGAUUUUCGUGGGUCUGUCCAAUGUGUGGCAUUCGUUGAAUUGGCAUUUCAUCGCACGACAGCUCCCAAAUCGGUCGUUAUUAACACCGUCCGUUUCGUUGCUGUGUGAACGCGUGUCGCAUGCGGUUCGCGGAUACUUGCACAACCUCCGAGUAGGCACGAUAGUAUUUAAUUUUUUCUCCCCAACGGCCUAAAGCAUGACUGGUGUCAUUUGCUCUGCUGGCCAGCAGUUGGGCUGCUUAUGCCGUCAACAACAUCAACCUUAUCACCGUAUGUGUCCGUUUCCGGCUUUGAUAUCAACGCGACGCAACAAAUUCGCACGCACCGCUUCUUCCACACCUACUACGUUGAGGUUGAUGUGUAUUUUGCCCAUCUGUGCUGCGAAACGUGAACUGGUUAAUGGAUAUUUAAGUGGGUGUUAAUUUUUUGCGAUAUGUGCUAUGUGUGGUGUAUUUUUAUUUGGCCGUUUUGUUGCCGGAAGUUAAUGUGAGUCAUAAAUAAUUAAGUGUUUUUCGUGUAGUGGCCUUGUUCGUGGUGUAUAAAAUUUAUGACUGAUUGUGUUUUUUUUUUUCCUGAUAUCCUUAUAUCGUGUGUGUAAGACUAUCUAUCUUUGAUUAAGUGUCAACUGUGAUGAGUUUUUGAGUUUAAUAAAAUGCAAUUUAAUUGCAACUAAUUGGCAUAAAUGACUGAUUUUUCAAAUUGAAGACUGUAAUUUACAAAAUUAAAAAACGGAAACAGAAGAAGAAGCAACUUAGUUGCGAUUGUGUUAUAUUUUCGAAGAAUAUCUGCGCAAAAAUAAAUAAAAAUACGAAAUAAAAUCAAAAAACAAAAAAUCUGGUAUUGUAUAAAAAACGUUAACGAACUAACAAAAAAAAAACUAAUUACGGUGAACAUAUAUAAAAAAGUUCAUGUGUGAGCGAAAGUUGUACGACUUCAAAGCAGAAAGACAUUAUAAAAUCGAAAGCCGAAGAUACAACUAUGGUGCACCUACGCGUAGGGAUUUUGUAGCGGGACCACGAAACAAGUAUCAAAAUCACUCAGAUACAUAUCACCGCUCAAACUACGAUUUUUCGCUGCGUUCGGAUCAAUCUCCAUAUUAUUCAGCACAAUGGAACCAAAAUAGAUUUAAUAACGGACCAAAUAGUCGAAAUAACAACCAUUGGACGAAUGAUUACAAUUAUAAUAAUUACAAUCCUAAUUCGAAUUAUUGGCCAAAUGAAUCAGGAAAAAGAAGAGAUAAUACAUCUUCGCCAUAUUGUAAUGAAGUAGAUAGGAGAACUUUUAAUACCCAAAGAAUAGAUAAUAACACACCGGCAACAGCAAGAACUGAGAAAAGAGCUGAACUUACGUCGACUAUAAAUAAUAAAAAUAGCGAAGAAUCAUUAAAUGAUACUGUUGAAACACAUACAAACACAACACACACUUUUAAUGAAACUGACAGUGAGAAAAUUGAAAAUCCAAAAACAACAGAAAAUAAUAAGACUACUGAGAAACCCAGAAGAAAUGCAGUGAGAUCAUCACCGAGGAAAAAAGUGUCGAAAACAAAACCAGUUAACGUUAAGGAUAUAACUGAAGGUAAAAACAAAACAUCAUCAAAUAGUGUCAAGAAAAAAACUCCCGAUUGUAGUGAGGAGAAUCCUCCAGAACAGUCUAUAACGAACGAUAAACUCGAAACAGAGCGAGUUGAGAAUUUGACAGUUAGCGGUUUUAAUCCAAUUGAAAAAUGUAAAGAACAAAAUACAACAAAAAAUGAAGAAGAAAAUAAAGCAUUAGAAAGCUUAGAUAAUAAAAAAGAAAAAAAUAAGACAAUAGAAGAUAUUGCAGACCAAAACAGUAGAGGAACGGAAACAAACAGCUCUAUAAAUAAAGGUUCUAAAACUUGUCACGAUAUAAGCGACAAAACCAAAGCAGAGGAUUAUAUAGAUUUAAAUGAGGACGCCGCUAUAGUUAAAAACUCAGAAAACUCAGUAAAAGUUUCUAAAAAAGAAAUCACCAAAUUAAAAUUGAAACAAACAAUAAAUACUAACAUUGACAGGACGAAACAAAAAUCAAAAGUAAAUGAUAAAGAAUCCGAGAUUAUUUCAAAUACGAAUUUAACGUUAGAGCAGCCUUUACAAGAAACCACGCCGCAAGCACCCAUUCCAGGUGAAAAUUCAAGAUCUAUUGAGCAAGAAAACAAGACUGAUAUUUCAGAUGAAAAACCAGAUUCUGAAGAAAGUAUAACUUUUAGUACGGAAUCACAUUUCGAGCAUAAUGACACACAAAUAAAUGAUAAUCUUGAAAAUAUAAAAUCCAUAGUAGUUGGCAGUGGUGACGUAAACAUAACGGAAACUACGACAACAGAUAUUCCUUGUAUUGACAUCGAUCUUAAUGCAUCAGAUAUAUCUGAAAAUCGUGAAAUUAAUGAUGAAGAAAUAUCCGAACUCGUAUGUAGAGUUUCUCCCAUUAAAGACACUAACCCAAGAAAACCCAAAAUCUCUAUAAUACCACUUUCUAGACUUAUACGAAAUGAGUUAAUUGAAUUAACGGACGAUUCAAGUGUAACGGAAAUCGAGGACGUGCCUCCUGUUACGUUGGCCACAUUUACACCGAAUAAACGGAUUUGCCGACCGAAUCUUGUAAAGAGACGUCGAAAAAUUUCAACUUGUAGUAAUUCAAGUGGUACCACAGAAAAUCUGAUUGAAAAAGUUGCCGGUAUGGAUAAGUUUGGGAUCAAGCAGGUGAUCAAUAGUUGUGGUACGCGUUUUGAUGAGGCCUUAAAGGCACAGGCACGCAAACGGUUACGUGAAGAAAUUCGCAAACAGCUGAAGUCAAUGAAUUUGGAAACAGCGAAGGAUGACGAAAGUGGGAACUUCGUGCCGGAUGAUAUUGUAGAUGCGAUAUGUAUACCAGAUAUAGUUUUAGAAGAGAUACGCAAAGCUUUUGGUAUAGAGAUUUUCUGUAAUAACAAUACAGAUGCGCUACAAGAUGCAGCUUUAGAUAUUAUAGUAUCUAAUACACAAGAAGAAGCUAAUACGAGCAAUAAAACGACAAGCGAAGAAAGUACACCGAUACCAAUUAAUGCGGCACCACUACAGGAAAGCCUUGUUGAAACAUCAACUACAACGGUACAACCCACACCAGACAGUAUUGAUGCAACAGAAAAUGUUGCGAAAAAUGACAUAACGGUACAAAAUGAAAAUGUUUCAGUUGAAGGUGUGAAAGUGUCAGAAAUAAACGAUGAACAAACAAGUCCUAAGUUGUCGCAAACAGCAAAUCCGACUACCACAGAAACUGAGAACAAAUCAAAGGAAAAGAAGGCAAGAAGACGUAGAAUUCCAACGGGGCGUAAAAGUAGUCGGAAAAAAGUUAACAAAGAAGUAAUACAUGUUGAUUCGUCAUCCUCUUCGAGUAGUUCGUCUUCGUCCAGUUCGAGCAGCAGCUCUGAUACUGAGUCUUCGACUAAAAGCACUUCGUCUUCAGUGAAAAGACGUCGGCUAAAGCUACGAGUAGAUGCACAAAAUAUUGUCGAAAGCUUUGAAAAACUGCUAUUACCCAAUUUAAGUGAGAAUUUAAAAAGUCGUUACCACCAUAAAUUUUCAAACUCAACAUACACGCGCCUACAUUUCAUAUCUUGCAUCUGCACUAGUGAAUACAAUACCAAAAAGUUUACCAAACCUGAAAUAGCAAAAAUACAAUCUAAUCUGAAGUCAGAGGAUCGUACUGUCGCUUUGGAGUUUCUGAUGCGCGAAAUUGUCAAUGUGUUCAACAAGCAAAAAGAAGCUGCCAAAAAGGAACGUGGCAGCAAUCGAAUAAGAAGAAACACUGAAACUGCUGCUAAACCACAUGCAAACGAAACAUCGACAGUAGAAACUACAAGAACACACGAAACGAAUGAGGGGGGUAUGGUAGCCGACAAAGCUAAUGGGAUUUCCACAGUGGCCGUAAAAAGUACAAGCAGUAACAGCAAUCGGAAAAGUGCCAAUGCAGCAGAAAAAGUUGAUGCUGCAAAGAAUUGUAUGCAAUCAAAGCCAACGUCGACGACUCCUUCAACGACACCAACGAAACAUCAACAUCAAAGUGUGAAUGGCCAAACAUUAAUGAGCAAAAGAGCGGAGGUUGGUGGUAGAGCAAAAAGUGCUGGCAAUGCAGAAACCACCGAUAAUGCGGUUGGUGAAAGGCAUAAAGUAGGCGUAAAUGCACACUUCGAAGCGUGUAGUAAUUCAUUUGAAAUCAACAACACCACUAAUCAAGAAGAUUCUUUAGCAAGUGUGGCGACACGUCAGCUUCCAACUGCUACCACCACUUGUGAAAGUGUGGCUUCAAAUGAGCAAAGCUCGCGUAAUAUAUCUUUUGAAAGCAUCAACUCGCGUACGCAUUUGAGUGAGUCAAGCAGUUGUAGUGAAUUACAAUCUCCCACCAAUUUACGUUCGCUGCAAAGAGACCAUUUAUUCGAUAACAAAUUCAGUAGUAUUGGUGCUGCGAAUCCUUUAAUUGGAUACGAAAAUGGCAUUACGGGGCUUUGUGGAAUCUCAAGGAUACCAUCUUUGAUGUCAAGCUCUCUAUUUCCGAAUGUCGAUUUGGAAGCAUUGCGACAAAGAAACAUUUUAGGUGAAUUCGUUGUGAAUAAUCUACGCGAAUUCGAUAUGAAGUUGAUGGAAUUGCAUAAACGUAAAAUGUUCAUCGAAGAGAUGAUACUGAAAUUGCAAAAGGACAAAAUGGAAGUGGAUAUGCAAACGAUGCAAUUGCAAAAUGAGAAAUUUUUAUUACUUAACACGGCUAUGACGGCAGCUGCCAGUGAAUUGCCAACACGUGAAACAGCAGCUAAAGCUAGACCAUCAUCACGAAACGCGUUAGCACAAAACACAGAAGCAGCACCUAGCACACCUGGUACCUCAAUAAGAACAACAGCUCGUGGUAUACAAACCAAUCUUCCAAAUCAACGCAAACGGAAGGUUAAUGAUACCAAUGCGCCGGCUGUAAAGCGAAAACGUGGUCCACGCAAACGUGGUGGCGUUCGCAAAUUAGGUGGUACACGUAACGUUAAUAAACAGCCCAAAUCUCAAACUAAUAUAGCUAACGCAACAACGAUCGCUGAAACGUCAGCAUUUUCUUUUAAGUCGCCCAAAAGGGGUGACACUCGUGAGGGUGAACGUUCUCCGUGUACUGUGAUUUCUGAUAUGGAACAAUAUUUUAGUGAUAUAGAAACGCCGUUUGAUGGCGUAGAUAUACCCGUCUCUACGAUUACUGUUAGAAGCUCGCUGACACAAGUACAUCUCUAUGAACGUUGGUUGGUCGCUACUGGUGAAGAUGGUCGUCUAUAUCAAUUCAAUGCCAAAACUCUUAAAUUGGAAAAAGAAUUCUCCAAACAUAACGAAGCUAUUACACAUUCCUAUUUGUGCCGUGAAAAGAAAAUGCUUUAUACCACUUCACUGGAUGGAUACAUGAAAAAGACGUCUUUAGAGAACUUUGCUUUGGACAUACAAUCCGUAUACCUACAAGAGCCCUUGCAAUGUAUUGAGGGUCAAUGGGGUUCAGCUUUCAUCGGCAGCAGAUGGGGCAACAUCUUCACUUAUGACAUUACAUCCAACAACUUGAACAAUUCCACAAUUUCAUCAUCAGAAGUUUCAAUAACCGCCAUCAAAGCGACUAAGGAGGGCCCACGUCGAAUUCUCAUUGUAGCCUCUAAAUCGAAAGAAAUACAAAUCCGUGACGCAUCUUCAGGACUAUUGUUGCGCACAUUGAACCUGCCCGACGCAAUGAAGGCGUAUAGUUUAUUAUUGGAUGAUGGUUGUAUUUUCUGUGGCACGCAGCGUCGCGAUAUACUGAAGAUUGAUUUUACGACUGGUCAACAUUUAUCCGCAAUAAAUUGCGGCAGUGGAGCAGUGUCGAUGCGGCUUUAUCAAAAUAAGUUUCUACUCGUCGGUUCAUAUGAUGGUUUUGUCUAUGUAAUUGAUAAGACGAAGGAACGACAUUGUGGCCGUUAUGCUGGUUGUGCCGGCAACAUAUUAACCCUAACGGUGAUCAGCAAUAAGAUAAUAGUAACGGCUAAGGAUAAAACUUUGAGUGUUAUUGAACUACCGCAAAAUCUCGGAACGAAACGGAAAUAAAUAUUUUUUAGCUAUUUUUAUUGUAUAUUGAAAUUUUGCAUUUGUGGCUUAUUUAAUACAUUCAUAGGGGCGUAUCCUUUUACUUUUUAGGUGAUGAUAUAGUUUAAAAUUAUUUUUAAUGAAAUUAUUCUUUCAAUUCUGGAUAUUAAAUAUCUUUUAUUUAAUUAAGAUUGUAUUAAUCAGCAUUUGAUGUAAAAUUAUAUUUCUUAUUGUUAAUAAAAUUUAACAAUAAAUUUGUUUUACGGUGAAAUAUAAUAUAAUGCCAAAUGUAAUCAUAACAUAUUGGUCGUUCACUAAGUAAUUUCGUUUGAUGACAACAGCUGAUCUUAUUGAAUUUUUGCGCAGCCAACUUCACAUUUAACCGCUUUACAGUUAUAUAUUUGAACAGCUGAUAUAAAAGGCUUGUUUGUAAAAUAUUUUAUUUUUUUUGGAAUAAUUUUUGUUUGGUGCUCUAUCGAAGAUGGAAGAUCAUAAACAGCAUUUUCGACAUAUUUUAUUGUUUUACUAUCAAAGCAUAAAAAUAAGGUUCAAGCAAGGCAGAAGUUAUGUGAUGUAUACGGAGAAAAUGUGUUGACCGAACGCCAAUGCCAAUAUUCAUUUGCAAAAUUUCGUUCCGGCUAUUUCCGUCUUGAGGAUGCACCAUGUUCUGGAAGACCUGUUGAAGCCGAUGUGGUUAAAAUAAAGUAUUUGGUCGAUGCGAAUCGUCGAAUAAUAACUCGAAAGAUUGCUGAAAAAUUAAAUUUGUUUAAUUUCAUAAAAUGUUUUAAACAAUAAAAAAACGUGUUAAAUUGCACUAAAAAAAAAACCAAAUUACUUAGUGAACGACCCAAUAUUUAAAUUUACUCUCUUGGAAAGGCUGUGUUGUCAAUCAGCACCCGAUUGCGACUUUUUCAUUCCCUAUCCGACGUAUUCCGACGCUUGGUGAGGCGUAAAUUCGACAACUGGUUAAUUACUAUGAGUAUUUAAAAUGGAUGAUAAAAUCAAGAUUUACAACUCGUCUAUAAUGAGAAAGCUGUAAUCCACACUUUAGUCCCUAAAAACUUACCGAACAGCAAUUUGACCACAAAAGCAUAUAUGACCCGAAUAUAACCAGAGAUAUAUUCUGCCAAAUACUGCAAACUUACUCUUCAUCGUUAUGUUCGUCGUUCGCUUUCACCAGAGAAUUGUUAUGGAGAAGAAAAAAAAUUUUCUCGGUCUCUCGAACACUAAUAAUUGGAUAGACAAGCAUAAAAAAUUUGUGUUUCGUAUAUAAAACUUUUUUGUUAUAGCUUUAUUUAAACAGUUUAAAACUUCAGUCCAAGUUUGCCGAAUAUAUAGAAUAUUUCAUAUACAGUAUACUAAAUUACAUUAGUAAUAGAAAUUAAAACAAAUAGCAUAUACUCAUUUUGAAUGCAAACAAAAUUUAGAAAAUAUCAAAUUUGAGAUAAAUUCUUCUUUGUGAAAAUAUUCAAACAUUAAAAACUAGUAACCGAUAAUACGGGGAUAGUAGUUAGUAAGUAGGUAGUAAGUAACAUGUAGUAAUACAGAUCGCAAUAAUUUCAAGAUUAAACUGGUUUAUAAUUCUAAUAUUAAUAAAAAAGAGAAAUACUAC